AUGGCAGCGCCUGUUCUUGGCUUCACCGAAAUAAUGGUGCUUAUUUGGGUGUUGUGGGCAGCCGCCUUCGGCUUGACGAUAUUUCGCGGCAGCUUUCAGUGGAUACUCCAGCGACGACUAUACGCAGAUGACUACUUCAUCUUCGCCGGGCUUGUCUCGCUCACGGCCCUGUCCGCUGUUAUUACGAGCUUGUUGCCGCAGUUUUAUCUCGCGGGCGAGUAUACUAAGGCGGCAGCCAAAGAUCCCUUGACGCCUCUGCCUCUACCGAUCGAGGAGUUCACUGCGAGGACAGUCACAUCACUUAAAUUGAUGUUUUCCCAAAUGUUACUGUUCUGGACGACUCUGUGGGCUGCCAAGUUUUCGAUCCUGUUCUUCGUUCGGCGGCUUGUCAUUGGCUUGCCUAAUUACAUUAGGGCAUGGUGGGCGUGCUUUACUGUCGUUCUGCUUCUCUAUCUUGCCUGUAUGCUCUCAAACUUCCUUACCUGCACACCUUUGACCAAGUAUUGGAGCCCAACCGGGUGCAGUGCGCCAGAAGACCUUGUACGGGCGGAUGCGUCUAUCAAGUUCGCGACCAGUGCCGAUGUUGUAUCAGAUCUGCUAAUCAUGAUCUUGCCUCUCAACUUGCUCCGGAAGCUCAUUACGUCGCCGACACAUAAGUUUGGGCUCGCAGUCCUGUUCUCCCUCGGCGCCAUCAUUAUUGCAUUUGCCCUUGUGCGGCUUGCCCAAGUCACAAAGGCUACAAGUGACUCAGCGAAAGAUCCCACCACCGUGGCUAAUGGUCCUGUGCUCCUUAGCAUGUGGAGUCACAUCGAAUCCACUGUUAGCAUUAUCGUUGCCACAUUACCUGCCUUCCGGUUUCUUCUUGGCAAGAACCGCAAUGCUACAAAGCAGACGCCUUCGAAAUAUGUUGGGCAGACCAUAGGCGGAUCUGGAAUGUCGGCGAAAUCCAGGAAGUGGCAGAAAGGCGCGUUGCGCUUGAACGGCGGAGAAAGUGAAGGGUCGGGUUUGGGCAGCGAAACGGAGCUCAGACCAGUUCGAGGGAUACAGAAGGACGUUGAGUACACAGUUGAAGAGGUCCCUGGAGUCUCUGUUGCAGAUGAAAAUAGACGGAGAACGCGUGAAAUAUUCACCUAG
Molecule: messenger RNA, 1134 nt
Organism: Colletotrichum truncatum
Lineage: Eukaryota; Fungi; Ascomycota; Sordariomycetes; Glomerellales; Glomerellaceae
Source: RefSeq, a predicted model, not a curated record